AUGGACACGAGACAGGAGGAAAACUUACAAUCAACAGGCCCGUUCAACCAUGAAGUCACCGAGGUCCUCAAAGUUGUCAACGUCAACGAUGCGCCUGUUGCCUUCAAAGUCAAAACCACCGCCCCAAAGCAAUACUGCGUGCGACCAAACUCGGGCAUCAUCCCACCCCACGAGAGCGUCGAAGUACAAGUUCUCCUCCAAGCUAUGAAAGAAGAGCCUCCUCUAGAUGCUAAAUGCCGCGACAAAUUCCUCGUUCAAUCCGUUCUAACAUCCCUCGACCAAGAUCCGAACGUCACAACACUCUGGCAGACGGUGGAGAAAACAUCAAAGAGCAGCAUACAGGAGAGAAAGAUUCGGGUCAACUUCCUCCCUUCAUUCGAUGCGACACCAAAUGGCGACUCUUCCCACGAGGAACAACCUCCCGCAUACUCCUCGCCGUCCCCGAAAUUUGGAUCUCCCGCCGCGGAAUCUUCAAGCCGCGCAUCGACUGCGCAAACUGCGAAGAGCGCAGUUGCAAAUGCCGCAGAAGCCACCGGCUUGACCACCGCGGCUGCUGCCGUUUCGAAUACCGUGCCGCUUACAAGUGCGGAAUUGAAAGAGCAACUGGCGGCAGCCAGGGCCCAGAUCAAGCAGUUGAGCAGCCAACUACAGGAUCCAAAGCUGCGACAGAGGAAGUUGCAGGAAGCGAACGAGAAAGUCCAGACUGUAGUUCAGCAAAGCCAUGAAACUGGUGUACCACUACAGAUCGUGGCAGGGUUGUGUUUACUCAGCUUUCUCAUCGCCUAUCUGUUCUUCUGA
Molecule: messenger RNA, 798 nt
Organism: Capronia epimyces CBS 606.96
Lineage: Eukaryota; Fungi; Ascomycota; Eurotiomycetes; Chaetothyriales; Herpotrichiellaceae
Exons: 4
Coding region: 1-798 (265 amino acids)
Biological process (GO): endoplasmic reticulum membrane organization
Cellular component (GO): plasma membrane; endoplasmic reticulum membrane
Molecular function (GO): FFAT motif binding
Source: RefSeq, a predicted model, not a curated record